Molecule: messenger RNA, 1852 nt
Organism: Larimichthys crocea (large yellow croaker)
Lineage: Eukaryota; Metazoa; Chordata; Actinopteri; Sciaenidae
Product: ras-related protein ORAB-1-like
Exons: 6
Coding region: 450-1061 (203 amino acids)
Molecular function (GO): GTP binding; GTPase activity
Source: RefSeq, a predicted model, not a curated record
GUGUACUUUGACUCCGCCGCGUACAAGCCGACUCCUCUUUGCCACGUUUCACUAAAUGACGUAAUCUCUCCCGGGGCUUGACAGUUCGCUGUUGCGGUAACGACACACACACACACACGGCGAGAGGGCGAGAGCGGGUCCGGUUAUAGCUGGACGUUUACUCACAUUCACUGUUUAUUCGCUUUAGUUUUCCGUUUGUAGAGCGAGACAAAGGUCUGUCUGAAAAGACGAGGCGUCCGUAAAGAAGUGUUUAGAGUUAUUCCCGACUCGGCUAACCAGCUGGCUAAUGUUAGCUGUUUCCUGGUUGGAGCUGCAGCCAUUUUGGACAGACACACAGCUAGCCGGCUAGCCGCCGCUCCCGUCUUCACGACCAAACAGCUGCGGUUCAUCCACACAGCGGGGAAAGGAGACGUUUCACGAGAGGGGACACGCCGUACAACGAGUCCACAAUGAAUCCCGAAUACGACUAUUUAUUCAAGCUGCUCCUGAUUGGUGACUCUGGUGUUGGAAAGUCUUGCCUACUUCUCCGAUUUGCAGAUGAUACAUACACAGAAAGUUACAUUAGCACUAUCGGCGUGGACUUCAAAAUACGAACCAUAGAACUGGACGGAAAGACCAUUAAACUUCAGAUUUGGGACACGGCGGGUCAGGAGAGGUUUCGUACAAUCACGUCCAGCUACUACAGAGGUGCUCAUGGUAUCAUAGUAGUGUAUGAUGUCACAGACCAGGAGUCCUUCAACAAUGUCAAACAGUGGCUGCAGGAGAUUGAUCGCUAUGCCAGUGAAAAUGUCAACAAGCUAUUGGUUGGGAACAAGUGUGAUCUGACGACAAAGAAGGUGGUGGAUUACACAACAGCAAAGGAGUUUGCAGACUCUCUGGGCAUCCCCUUUUUGGAAACCAGUGCCAAGAACGCCACCAAUGUGGAGCAGGCCUUCAUGACCAUGGCUGCUGAAAUCAAGAAGAGGAUGGGCCCAGGGGCCACAGCUGGAGGAGGAGAGAAGCCCAACGUGAAGCUGACCCCUGGCACUACUGUCAAGCCUUCAUCAGGAGGAUGCUGCUGAGAGAGAAACCACUUCCACUUUGACACCCCGCCCUCUUACUCUGCAGGCCCGUCAGCCUGGCCAUCAUCCAACCCGCCCCCCCUCAAACUCCACUGUGUCCCAGCAAAGCCCCACCACAACGUGACAGGACAGGGAAGACAUGACUGACAACAUGUCUAUGUGAGAACAAGAUGAAGUUGCCUGUAUUUGUACUGUACAUAAUAUAGCCGCACUACCAAAAACAAAUAAAGCAUCCUUCUUGUCAUACUGUCCUAUUAUUGAAGACAAAUUCUAAAGAUAGGUGAUCAUUCGACCCGGCCCACCAUCACCCCUCAUCUCAGACCUCUCAGAGACUACUCUUUUAUUUGGCCCUCUGAAUGGUGCAUUGUCUGUGUGUGUGUGUGUGUGCCUCUGUGUGUGUGUGUCUUUGUGUGUCUCUGCAUUCCUACAGUGGGGUGGUUAAUGAAUGGGUUUCAUUAAGGUUCGGACCUUUUCUGUUUUUCUUUCAGUGAUUACUUUGCUGUUUGUGUCAGCAUUUCUGUCCAUCUUUUUUUUUAAUUUUAAUUUUAUUUCCCUUGCCAACCUCUGCACAGCAGUGUGUCACAGUCCAGCAUCUAAAGUCUAGUGCAACAGUAUAUGUACAUAAACAUUAUGUAUAUAUUUGCCAUUUCUGUAGUGUUCAAUACGUUAUUGGGAUAGUCUUGACUCUUUAUCUCUGCAUUCAAUUUGUGGCUGAUGACAAAUGUAAGUUUGUUGCUCAACAUGUAACACUUCAACUGAAAAUAAAUAUUGUACUACCAGACUGAAUGAAA